AAAAAAAACUCUGUUUCUGGGAAAAACAACAACAACAACUCAUUGUUCUGUCACCGAUACAAUAGUUUAUUAUGUACAGAAAAAAAAAAAUGGAAGUCAAACAGCUUUAUUAUAGACAAUCCUGUUAAAUCAAGAGAACUGCCCCGAUGCAGUUAAUGUUCAAAUACAUUAGACCUUACAAAGAGAAACGAUAGUUAAUUAAAGGGCCAUUCCUGAACAGAGCAAUCAUGGAGAACUCCAGAGUAAUGAAAGCCGGAGAUGGUCCAAAUAGCUACUUCAGAAACUCCAAAAUCCAGGGGAAUGCCAUAGACCAGACAAAGAGCUUGCUGAUUGAUGGGAUUAUUGAUUUACUUGAGUUACAGAAAGAUCUGAAAGUCUUCUCCAUAGCAGACUUAGGAUGUUCAGUUGGCCCCAACACAUUCAAAUCCGUCGACGCCAUAAUCGACGCUGUAAAGCACAAGUGUGGAACAGAAGACUCUGUUCCAGAAUUCCAUGUCUUCUUCAAUGAUUUGGUUGGCAAUGAUUUCAAUACGCUGUUCAACGCUCUUCCACACGACAGACAAUACAUGGUGGCCGGAGUUCCGGGUUCUUUUCAUGGCCGCCUUUUUCCUAAGUCAUCAAUCAACCUGAUGAAUUCGAGUGCUGCUGUUCAUUGGCUGAGUAAAGUCCCUGAGGUUGUAAGCGCUAGGGACUCUCCUUUAUACAACAAAGGGAGAAUCACGUAUGCGAGGAGUUCUUCCCAAAUCGUUGAAGCAUUUAGAACACAAUUUUACUGUGAUAUGAAAGAUUUCUUCAAUGCGAGGUCAGAAGAACUUGUCCCUGGUGGAAUUUUAGCCAUUCUCAUGCCCUGUAGGCCACAAGGCACUUCGCCUUCUGAAUCGAUGUCAAUACGAGUCACUGAGUGCUUAGGUGAUACACUUGUCGAUAUGGCAAACGAGGGAAUAAUAAACGAAGAUCUCAUUGAUUCUUUCAACUUGCCCUUGUUCUUCCCAAUGGCAUCCGAAAUGGAGGAAAUUGUGACCUCAAGUGAAAAUCAAUUCAUCAUAGAAAAACUAGUGGAGCAACCAGUUGCAAUAAAUUUAAUAACCUAUGAUAAGGAUCAAUAUUCUUCCCAGAUGAGAGCAGUGGUGGAAUCUGUUUUCUGCCAAAGAUUCAGUCCCCAGGUUGUUGAUGAACUCUUCAGAAGAUAUCCUGAGAAGCUUCGAAAUUUAGUGGAAAUUCCCCAUUUUGCUCAGACACAGAACUGGCGAAAGUUAUUCAUACUGCUCAAGCGCAGAGGUCUUUCACCGUAGAGAUGAGACUUAAAAAAAAAACAAAAAAUUUUUAUUACCAAUUUCUUAUGAGUUUGAUAUCAGAAAAAUUAGUAUGAUACUAUUGGAUAAGUAAUUUUGUGGAAUAAGAGGAUUCAUAUCUUGUUUGUUGAUUACUAUUGAUUAACUUCAUUUUUUUUAGUUGAGCCAUCUAAUCGUGUUAAAAAAUAAUUAUCACUAUUUUAUGGAGAUACUCCCUUCAUUCCAAAAUAAGUGUCGUUUUAACAAAAUAGAGAAAUUCCAAAAUAAG
Messenger RNA from Oldenlandia corymbosa var. corymbosa, 1560 nucleotides. The record is from the annotation of a GenBank genome assembly. Lineage: Eukaryota; Viridiplantae; Streptophyta; Magnoliopsida; Gentianales; Rubiaceae.